GGAGUGAGCAGUGAGCAGAAGUCGCAUCGAGGAGAAUGGUCUGCAUUCCCAUGGUCGCACGGCGACGUGCGUAAAAUACGCGCUGCUUUUUACGCAUCGCGCAAAUUAGGACGUCGCACAAUUUAGAUUUCAAUUGAGUCCAAAACAGUGCAAGUGGGACUCUUGCAUACUUCUUCGAGUGAAUGUGAAACUUUUCAUCGAUCAGAUCGAAUUGAAAAAGACUGCUGAGUGAGAGAGCGAGACUAUCCACGAGUGGUAAAAUGGACCCUAUGUUUGAUGGCGCGGACGAAGUCAACUGGACCACGAGCUCCAACGACACGAACAACGGGACCGUGUACUGGAACCAAUUUGUGCAGCCAGCAUGGAGAAUAUUCCUGUGGGCCAUCGCCUACUGUUGUAUAGUAAUCGUGUCGGUCGUUGGCAAUGUGACAGUGAUUUGGAUUAUUAUGGCGCACAAACGCAUGAGGACGGUCACCAACUAUUUCCUGCUAAACUUGGCGUUCGCCGAAGCCUCCAUGUCCGCCUUCAACACGGUCAUCAACUUCAUCUACGCCGUGCACAACGAGUGGUACUUCGGACUGGUCUACUGCCGCUUCCACAACUUCUUUCCCAUCGCGGCCGUGUUUGCCAGCAUCUACUCCAUGACCGCCAUCGCCCUGGACAGGUACAUGGCCAUCAUCCACCCUCUCCAGCAGCGCAUGUCAUCCACAGAGACCAAGGUAGUCGUAGGAGUGAUCUGGGUCCUGGCUCUGCUCUUGGCCUUUCCUCAGUAUUAUUACUCCAACAUUGACCAGCUCCCCGGCCGGGUGGUGUGCUACAUUGACUGGCCUGAAUACACAAUAUGUGACUUCAAAACAAUGUAUUAUGUGUGUGUGGCCAUCCUGAUCUACUUCCUUCCUUUGUUGGUGAUGGGCUGUGCUUAUCUAGUGGUGGGACUAACCCUCUGGGCCAGUGAAAUCCCAGGAGACUCUUCCGAUCGCUAUAAGGAGCAACUGACUGCCAAACGCAAGGUGGUGAAGAUGAUGAUUGUGGUGGUGUGUACAUUUGCUAUCUGCUGGCUGCCCUACCAUGUCUACUUCCUGCUGCACCAGUUUAUUCCCGACAUGUUUGAGGAAACAUUCAUCCAGCAAGUGUAUUUGGGCAUCUUGUGGUUGGCCAUGAGUUCCACCAUGUACAACCCGAUCAUCUACUGCUGCCUUAAUGACAGGUUCCGUGCAGGUUUUAAACAAGCUUUCCGCUGCUGCCCUUGUGUCCCUCAAAACUCAUACGAAGGCCUCGAACUCAAGUCUACUCGCUACUUUCAAACUCAGACGAGCAUUUACAAGGCAAGCCGGAUGGAGACCACCGUGUCAACUGUAGCCCAGGCAGGGGAUGAAAUGGAGCAGUCUAAGGCCAAAGCUACGGUCAGUCCUGGGCCUGUUGGAGCGGUUGUUGGGGAGGGACAACAAAACUUUUCAGUGGAACUCACUUCAAAUGGUUCUUCGUCUCGCCGCGUCUCCAAAACCGUGUCCGAAGCAUCUAGUUUCUUCUUGCACAACAACCUCCAAGAGCAGAUGUUAAACACAAGCAGCUUUCUGUCAGACAGCCAGGAGAGAAUCUGAGUCACUAACUGACGAAACUUGUGUUGACCUGCAUGUAAAAAAGAUGGCAUUAAUGUACAAGUGACUGUGAACAAUUUGAUUUACAUUGUACAUUAUUUGCAUGUGAGAAUUCUUAUUCACUGAGCACGGUCCUUCCUAAUCCAGAAUUCUCUUGUGCAGAGGACAACAUGAGUGCAUUCCACUUUGAAAGUUGUACACUGAAGCCGACGCAGUCCUUCAAUUUUUCACAGCUUCUGCUUGUCACACCAGCCUUCGGUCAUUACACAUGGAAGAUUCUGACAUUUUCAAUCCCACUAUCUUUAGCACUUAACACAGUCUAUUUUGCCAGUUAGAGACCAGCACGCUGCAAAUACACACCGUUGUCUGCAAAGCAACAAAACUGGAAGAACUCGGGUUCUUUAGAGAGUAAAGUGCAUUGUUUUCAUUUGAACUUUCUGAUCAGAUUGCCAAUAUCUCCCCAAGCAGGAUUUUCUAAACUCUCACGUCAAGAAUGAGUGCUUGUCUUAAGCUCAUGGGACCACCAACAGGUGCUGCUGAAUGUUCUGCCAAUUACCUGACGCACAGUCAUGACUCAUCUUUCACCAGGCUAAACCCUGACUUGGAACAGCUGCUUCCAUCUUCUCUGCAUCAUAGAGAUUCUCCCAAGACUGUGAAUGGGAAAAGGCAAACAUUGAACAGGAACAACAAACACAAAAGAAGAGUUUCUGUUUUGAAACUGUGUAGUGUAGACCAAACACAGAAAGGAAGCUCCAACAUUGAUUUGAUAGAGAAAGCAGAUUUACGUUUCCUACUAAAGUGACAAAAAUUCUGUAUUUCCCAGCAGUUUUCUGACUUGCACUCCAACCUCUGUCAAACACACAUCUGAAUACCCAACACCUCCUUUAUACAUGCAACCUUUUCCUUUUUGUUGUAGCAUGCUGGGUAUACCUGCAUCACACUUCUCACCUUUUAUUUCAGUCGACCCUUGGAACUCAAACAGUGUGCCUGUUGUAGAGCUCAGGAAUAGAAUUCUAGUUUCAAGGGAAAUAUGGUCUAAAACUCUAAAAAUCAAGAAUCUGAAAAAAUGGGGCGAGAGGAUGGAGCUAACUUUUUCACUAUUGUGUAUACCUGUACACUUUCCUAAGGGUAUCAGUAAUGAUAAAAGAGGAAAGGCCUGUGUUCACACUUUUGGUUUGGUAAUCAGUUGUAUCACCAGACCAAAUGUCUAAGGGAUGCCAACUAUGCCUUUCAUGACUGUCAGAUACUGUCUCUCGCUAUAUUGUGGAGCGUCUUGUGUGGGGUUUCUCUGGGUAAUCUGGCCUUCUCACGAGGGUUGGGUAUCGUUUGAAUUUGAGCGAUUGCGGUCCCGAUUUCGGUUCCUCAUUUCAAUUCCAGUUCCAAACGAUUCUCGAUUCCGAUUCUUUUAGGGGGCUGGGUCAAAAAUAGUUUGCAUGGUUUAAAUAAUGAGUGUCCAAAUUAUGAACAUCCAUUUUCUUAGCAGCCCGCAGCAUAGACUAAAAUGAACAUUCUUUAUAACCAGUAUCAAUAUCAAACCUUUGAAUAAAAGGCAAUGUGUGUGGAACUAACCCAAUUGACUUAAUGUUCAUUCAUUAAUCCAUCCAUCCAUUUUCUGAGCCGCUUAUCCUCACAAGCACUUGUCCUCAUAAGGUUCUUGGGUGAG
Phyllopteryx taeniolatus (common seadragon) is the source of this 3261-nucleotide messenger RNA. It is a transcript of the gene tacr1a, whose product is annotated as tachykinin receptor 1a. Gene Ontology annotation, biological process: G protein-coupled receptor signaling pathway; positive regulation of flagellated sperm motility. Gene Ontology annotation, molecular function: substance P receptor activity. The coding region runs from base 261 to 1601 and encodes 446 amino acids. Lineage: Eukaryota; Metazoa; Chordata; Actinopteri; Syngnathiformes; Syngnathidae. The record is from RefSeq and is a predicted model, not a curated record. Gene Ontology annotation, cellular component: sperm midpiece; plasma membrane. The transcript has 5 exons.